This is a messenger RNA of Colletotrichum siamense, 309 nucleotides long. RefSeq lists its product as uncharacterized. Lineage: Eukaryota; Fungi; Ascomycota; Sordariomycetes; Glomerellales; Glomerellaceae. Bases 1 to 309 code for a protein of 102 amino acids. The record is from RefSeq and is a predicted model, not a curated record. The transcript has 2 exons.
AUGCCAAGACCCUCUAGCACAGUCCAGAUGGAUAUCCCGACCUCAGAUGCCCAAUUGGCCCGCAGCAUGCCUCUGGUGUCACCUGCGUUUCAUGCCUCGACUGCUUCGCUUGCUGCUUGGGCCUCACAACGAGCAUCUAGACAGUCCCGCUGCUCCAACGAAGCCGUCGACAAGUCCUCCAUCCCUUGGCACUGCUCGGAGCUUUCCAGCUGGGCAAUCCCACCAAGCCGACGACGACGGCAACCCCUGCGCCUCCGUACCGACUCGAUCAACGAAAGUCGUACCCCGGAAAGUAGCCCCGUCUGCUAA